Molecule: messenger RNA, 3874 nt
Organism: Rhineura floridana
Lineage: Eukaryota; Metazoa; Chordata; Lepidosauria; Squamata; Rhineuridae
Gene: SLC12A5
Product: solute carrier family 12 member 5
Exons: 24
Coding region: 96-3581 (1161 amino acids)
Biological process (GO): chloride transmembrane transport; potassium ion homeostasis; chloride ion homeostasis
Cellular component (GO): membrane
Molecular function (GO): potassium:chloride symporter activity
Source: RefSeq, a predicted model, not a curated record
GCGGGAGCAGCAGCAUCGUCGCCCCGGCAGCCACCCACUUGUGGCGGACCGACGAGCCCCGAGCCCAGCCCAGGCAGGCAGGCAGGCAGGCGGCCAUGAGUCGCCGCUUCACGGUCACAGCCGGCGAGGAGCCGCGCCCGGGCACAGCGACGGCAGCAGCGGCUGGAGGCGGCGGUGGCGGCGACGGAGGAGCCCCCCCGCAGUUGCCGCCGGGCAGCAGGCAAGGUGAUGGAAACCCCAAAGAAAGCAGCCCUUUCAUCAACAGCACAGACCCGGAGAAGGGAAAGGAAUAUGAUGGGAAGAACAUGGCGCUCUUUGAGGAAGAGAUGGACACCAGCCCCAUGGUCUCGUCUCUGCUCAGCGGCCUGGCCAACUACACCAACCUGCCGCAGGGCAGCCGCGAGCAUGAGGAGGCAGAGAAUAACGAUGGGGCCAAGAAGAAGCCUGUCAAGGCCCCCCGGAUGGGCACCUUCAUGGGCGUCUAUCUGCCCUGCCUGCAGAACAUCUUUGGCGUCAUCCUCUUCCUCCGCUUGACGUGGGUUGUUGGCAUUGCUGGCAUCAUGGAGUCCUUCUGCAUGGUCUUCCUCUGCUGCUCCUGUACCAUGCUGACGGCCAUCUCCAUGAGUGCCAUUGCGACCAACGGAGUGGUCCCAGCUGGAGGGUCCUACUACAUGAUCUCACGCUCACUAGGCCCCGAGUUUGGAGGUGCUGUGGGGCUCUGCUUCUACCUGGGCACCACUUUUGCGGGUGCCAUGUACAUCCUCGGUACCAUUGAGAUUCUGCUGGCCUACCUCUUCCCACCAAUGGCCAUCUUCAAGGCAGAGGAUGCCAGCGAAGAAGCUGCUGCCAUGCUGAACAACAUGCGGGUCUACGGGACGUGUGUGCUCACCUGCAUGGCCACCGUGGUCUUUGUGGGCGUAAAAUACGUCAACAAGUUUGCCCUGGUCUUCCUGGGCUGCGUCAUCCUCUCCAUCCUUGCCAUCUAUGCUGGUGUCAUCAAAUCUGCCUUUGACCCACCAACCUUUCCGAUCUGCCUGCUGGGGAACCGGACUCUGUCCCGCCACGGCUUCGACACGUGUGUCAAGAUGGUCCAAGAGGGCAAUGAAACAAUUGGCUCCCAGCUGUGGGGGCUCUUCUGCUCCUCUCGCUUCCUCAAUGCUUCCUGCGAUGAGUACUUCACGCUGAAUAAUGUGACUGAGAUCCAGGGUAUCCCUGGAGCUGCUUCUGGCCUCAUCCAAGAAAACCUCUGGAGCUCCUAUUUGCCCAAAGGGGUGAUUAUAGAGAAGAUGGGGAUGACCUCCGUGCCCCCCUCUGAAGCACUUCUGGACAUGGACCAGCCUUAUGUCUUCAGCGACAUGACCUCUUACUUCACCCUUCUGGUUGGCAUCUACUUCCCAUCAGUCACAGGGAUCAUGGCUGGUUCGAACAGGUCUGGAGAUCUGCGGGAUGCUCAGAAAUCAAUCCCCACAGGCACCAUCCUCGCCAUUGCCACCACCUCUGCUGUCUACAUCAGCUCUGUGAUCCUCUUCGGGGCCUGCAUUGAGGGUGUCGUGCUCAGAGACAAGUUUGGUGAGGCUGUCAGCGGGAACCUGGUGGUUGGCACCCUGGCCUGGCCCUCUCCGUGGGUGAUUGUCUUCGGGUCCUUCUUCUCCACCUGUGGCGCUGGGCUGCAGAGUCUGACGGGGGCUCCUCGCCUGCUGCAGGCCAUUUCCCGGGAUGGCAUUGUGCCCUUCCUGCGGGUCUUUGGCCACGGCAAAGCCAACGGAGAACCCACCUGGGCCCUCCUGCUCACAGCCUGCAUCUGUGAAAUCGGGAUCCUCAUUGCCUCCCUGGACGAGGUGGCCCCCAUCCUCUCCAUGUUCUUCCUGAUGUGCUACAUGUUUGUCAACCUGGCCUGUGCAGUGCAGACACUGCUGAGGACGCCCAACUGGCGGCCGCGGUUUCGCUAUUACCACUGGACACUCUCCUUCCUGGGCAUGAGCCUCUGCCUGGCCCUGAUGUUCAUCUGCUCCUGGUAUUAUGCGCUGGUGGCCAUGCUGAUUGCAGGACUCAUCUACAAGUAUAUUGAAUAUCGUGGGGCAGAGAAGGAGUGGGGUGAUGGGAUACGUGGCCUCUCCCUCAGCGCAGCCCGUUACGCCCUCUUGCGCCUGGAGGAAGGGCAGCCCCAUACGAAGAACUGGAGGCCGCAGCUGCUUGUGCUGGUGCGUGUGGACCAGGACCAGACCGUCGUCCACCCGCAGCUGCUGUCCUUCAUCAACCAGCUGAAGGCCGGCAAGGGGCUGACCAUCGUGGGCUCCGUGCUGGAGGGGACCUUCCUGGACAAUCACCUGCAGGUCCAGCGUGCCGAGGAGUCCAUCCGGCGGCUGAUGGAGGUGGAGAAGGUGAAGGGCUUCUGCCAGGUGGUCACCUCGUCCAGCCUGCGUGAUGGCAUGUCCCACCUCAUCCAGUCCAGCGGGCUGGGUGGGCUGCAGCACAACACAGUGCUUGUCGGCUGGCCACGCAACUGGCGCAGCAGCGAAGACCACCAGACGUGGAGGAGCUUCAUUGAGUUGGUGCGAGAGACUACAGCUGGGCACAUGGCCCUGCUAGUGGCCAAGAAUGUGGCCAUGUUCCCAGCCAACACAGAGCGCUUCUCUGAGGGCCACAUUGACGUCUGGUGGAUCGUGCAUGACGGAGGGAUGUUGAUGCUGCUGCCUUUCCUGCUGCGCCAGCACAAGGUUUGGCGCAAGUGCAAGAUGCGGAUCUUCACUGUGGCCCAGAUGGACGACAACAGCAUCCAGAUGAAGAAGGACCUGACGACCUUCCUGUAUCACCUGCGCAUCACAGCUGAAGUGGAAGUGGUGGAGAUGCACGAGAGUGACAUCUCUGCCUACACCUACGAGAAGACGCUGGUUAUGGAGCAGCGGUCCCAGAUCCUCAAGCAGAUGCACCUCACCAAGACAGAGAGGGAACGCGAGAUCCAGAGCAUCACUGAUGAGUCACGUGGCUCCAUUCGGCGCAAGAAUCCAACUAACACACGCUUGCGUCUCAGUGUCCCAGAUGAGCAGGUGGGCGACAAUGAGGAGAAGCCUGAAGAAGAGGUACAACUCAUCCAUGACAAAAAUGCCACCACCUUCUCGAGCUGCUCUCCAUCACCCGGUGAUGAAACGGAGGCGGAGUCAGAGGCGGCCCCUGAGAAGGUGCACCUCACCUGGACAAAAGACAAGGUGGCCGAGAAGAACAAGGCCAAGAGUCCCAUCAGCCCUGAGAGCAUCAAGGAUUUCUUUAGCAUGAAGCCGAAUCAGUCCAACGUUAGAAGGAUGCACACGGCUGUCAGGCUCAACGAAGCAAUUGUGAAGAAGUCCCAGGAGGCAAAGCUUGUGCUGCUCAACAUGCCCGGCCCCCCACGGAACCGCAAGGGGGAUGAGAACUGUAUCCUUCACUUCCAGAGGCCUCUGACAUGGGGCAGGCCCAUUUCUGCAGAACUGGAAGAGCAAGGCUGUUGUGGGGGCACAGGCAUCAGGACAAGAGGCUGCCGUUUAAUUCUGGCAGUUUCUGAUACCAGCUGGGUUUGGCAGUUAAGGAGGAAGGCAAUGCUUUAGCCAACAUCUUCAAAGCCAAGAUCAAAGCCUGAUAUUUGCAUAUAAGUAUAUGCUGAGGAAUUGAAAAUAAAACAGCUGAUAUCAUAAUGCUGUUAUACAAAUCUACAGAGUGACUGCACUUGGAAUACUGUGUACAGUUCUGGUCGCCUCAUCUCAAAAAGGAUAUUGUAGAGUUGGAAAAGGUUCAGAAGAGGGCAACCAGAAGGAUCAGGGGAUGGAGCGACUCCACUAUGAGUAAAGGUUGCAGCUUUUGGGGCUCUUUAGUUUAGAGCAGAGGUUCCCAGCUGGGGUCC